AUGAAUUGUAAAAGCCAAAAGGAAGAAGAUGACAGUAGAAACGACAACGAGGAGGAUUUGGAAGAUGAGGGAGGUUUGAUGCAAAUAAAACGACGAGAGGUUAUUUAUGGAUCGCAUCUAGUACAAGGCAAAAUGAAUCAUGGAAUGGAGGACUAUAUCGUUGCCGAAGAACGACAUGUCGAUGACCACAAGCUAGGACUAUUUGCAAUAUUUGAUGGCCACUCCGGUCGCGAUGUCGCAGAGUACUUGCAGAGCCAUCUGUUUGAUAACAUCUUGAGCCAGCCUGAUUUCUGGGAAGACCCUGAAGGAGCAAUCAGGAGAGCAUAUAAAGCAACAGAUGAAGAGAUUUUGGCUAAAAAAGUGAGAAAGAGAGGAGGUUCAACAGCAGUCACUGCUAUACUAAUUGAUGGACAUAAGCUAAUUGUGGCUCACGUAGGCGACUCACGGGCGGUGAUAUGCAGGAAUGGCUCAGCGAAGCCUAUUACGGUUGAUCACGAACCAGAGAAGGAGAAGGAGCUUGUCGAGAGCCGAGGCGGGUUUGUUGUACAAAUGCCAGGAAGUGUGCCACGGGUGGAUGGUCAGCUAGCAAUGUCAAGGGCAUUUGGUGAUGCAAAGCUGAAAGAACACGUUACUUCAGAACCAGAUAUCAGGAUCCUCACUAUUGACAAUGAGACUGAGUUCACCAUUUUGGCCAGUGAUGGCCUCUGGAAGGUGAUGUCAAACCAGGAGGCUUGUGAUUGCAUCAGAGAAAUGGCUAUGGAUGCUCAAAAGGCUUCAGAGGAAUUGAUCAAAAAGGCAUUGUCUAAGAUGAGCUACGAUGACAUUUCCUGCAUUGUUGUUACCUUCCACUGAACAUCUCCAUCCCUCUUUGUAUUUUCGGAGGAGUUUAUGAAAUGGCCAUUGAUGCUCAGAACAGUUGUGUUUUGACUGUAUAAGAUUUCUGGCCAAUCACUUUCUU
Molecule: messenger RNA, 958 nt
Organism: Benincasa hispida (wax gourd)
Lineage: Eukaryota; Viridiplantae; Streptophyta; Magnoliopsida; Cucurbitales; Cucurbitaceae
Product: putative protein phosphatase 2C 28
Biological process (GO): protein dephosphorylation
Molecular function (GO): protein serine/threonine phosphatase activity
Source: RefSeq, a predicted model, not a curated record